Eucalyptus grandis is the source of this 1075-nucleotide messenger RNA. RefSeq names its product BTB/POZ domain-containing protein At3g08570-like. Lineage: Eukaryota; Viridiplantae; Streptophyta; Magnoliopsida; Myrtales; Myrtaceae. The transcript has 2 exons. The record is from RefSeq and is a predicted model, not a curated record. Bases 143 to 865 code for a protein of 240 amino acids.
AUUGCUUGACAAUCUGACGGCCCAGAAGCUAACUUACCAGUUGCAACGAGUUACAAUCGAGAGCUUGAUAAGGGUACUUCCCUUAGAGGAAAAUUCUGUCUCUUGCAAUUUUCUGCUUAACCUUCUCAAAGUGAGUCUACUAAUGGAGAGCGACUCUGAUCUGGUAAAGAGGCUGGAGAGAAGAAUAGCCAUCAUGUUGGAGAAAUGCAGCGUGCGCGAUCUCUUGGUGAAGAACCGCAUAGAUGGUGAUACUACGUACGAUGUCGGAGUUGUUAUCAGAGUGGUGCAAUGCUAUGUUUCUGUUGUCUGGAUAAAUCAUCCGCCAAAACUAUUCGCUGUAGGAAGACUGGUUGAUGGGUACCUCGCAUUUGUGGCGAGGGAGGAGAGACUCUCGGUCAGGGACUUCCAGUCCCUUGCAGAGGCAUUGCCAACAGAUGCUCGGUUUUGCAACGAUAACCUCUAUAGGGCUAUUGACAUGUACAUCAAGGCACAUCCUAACAUAACAGAGGCUGAGAGGAUGGGAAUUUGCAAGGCAAUGGACUACCACAGACUGUCGAAAGAAGCGCAAGAGCACUCGUUGAAGAAUGACCGGUUGCCCCUGGACAUGAUGGCAAGAUUCAUCCUCAUGGAGCAAGUGAACAUGAUGAGGUCGGCAACCAACUCCCGAUCAGAUUAUAGAAGAACUGCCACACAGGCGGUCCUGAGAACCAGUACCGGCUCGAGCCACGGCUCGAGCCACAGCUGGUUGAGUUCACAGAAGGAGGUGAGGAUGAUGAAGAAAGAGGUGGAUGUGAUGCAGGCCCAGAUAAGGCAGUUGCAGCAGUGUAGGUUGAAGCUUCGGACCCAAAUGAGGGGAGCCAAAUAGAGAGAAGAGAAAGAGUUUUUCAUGCUAACCCAUGCUCCAUGCGACAUGCUAAUGGGUUGUGCUCAUGGCUUAGAUGCUAGUCUCUCUUCUCUGUUUGGCUUUGCUUGGAUCUCGAUUAAGUGGUGUAUGGUCAGCAACUUUGAGAAUGGUGUAGCGCCGGAAAAUUCCCUUUCCUUUCAACCCUUAGAAUUUUGAUGGGAUAAUAAAUGG